This is a messenger RNA of Rhodamnia argentea, 1256 nucleotides long. RefSeq lists its product as uncharacterized. The coding region runs from base 57 to 1130 and encodes 357 amino acids. The transcript has 2 exons. The record is from RefSeq and is a predicted model, not a curated record. Lineage: Eukaryota; Viridiplantae; Streptophyta; Magnoliopsida; Myrtales; Myrtaceae.
ACGCAGAAAUUAGUUUGUUACUGUAGGUCUCUGGGAGGGCUUGUGAAACACUCAUCAUGGGCACUCUCAGUUUCUACUUUGUCAUGAUCUUCUCCUUGUUGCUCGUUGAGGGCGGCCAGGCCGACCUCUAUGGAUCUGCGCCGCCGCCGCCGGAGGCCGUUUCAGGCAAGGACUUUCCUCAGUCGGUGUUCUGCAAUGACCCGAAGAGUAAAUGCUUCGGGGCUCAGAUCUCCUGCCCCCGCCAGUGCCCCAGCAUCAAGCCGUCCAAUUCCAAGGACAAAGCUUGCUUUGUGGACUGUAACUCCAAGAACUGUGAAGCUCUAUGCAAGAAGCGAAGGCCGAACUGUAACGGGAUUGGAGCAGCAUGCUAUGACCCGAGGUUCGUUGGGGGCGACGGUGUCAUGUUCUACUUUCACGGCAAGACGAAUGAGCAAUUCAGCUUGGUGUCCGACGUCGAUUUCCACAUAAAUGCCCGGUUCAUCGGCCGCCGCCCCAAUGGGAGGACGCGCGACAACACGUGGAUCCAAGCUCUCGGCCUGAUGUUUGGUCCCCACGCCUUCACACUGGCCGUCAACAAGGUCGCCCGUUGGGACAACGAAGCGGAUCAACUCGUCCUAACCUAUGACGGCAAGCCGCUGCUCCUCCCUCUGGGCCAGCUUUCUGCUUGGACCACUCCGGACAGCAGGCUCUCUGUCGAAAGGACGGCAAAGUCCAACAGCGUCACGAUGCUGCUGCACGGCUUCGUCGAGAUCUCGGUCAAUGUUGUCCCCGUGACAAAGGAGGACGACCGCAUCCACAAGUACCAGAUACCGGACGAUGAUUGCUUUGCCCACCUGGAAGCGCAGUUCAAGUUCCUCCGCCUCUCCGACCACGUGGAGGGUGUCUUGGGCCAGACGUACCGCCCAGGCUACCGGAGUCCCGUGAAGAGAGGCGUCCCAAUGCCGAUCAUGGGUGGAGAAGAUAAGUACAAGACGUCGUCGCUCCUCUCUGCAGAUUGCAAGUACUGCAUUUUCUCGGCGCCCGAUUCGCGGACCGGGGCGACCGAAUCGAUAGUGUUGGAUCCUACUAUGGCAGUGGUCGAUUGCACAAGCAAGAUUAGUCCCGGAGAUGGAGUUGUUUGUCGUCGCUAGAUCCUAGAUAUGUUCUUCACAUUAUAUUUGGUACGAUGGAAAGGGACGAGGGUGAAAUAGAAUAAAGAAAGGAGCAGAGUGGAGAAAUUAAGAUAGUUGUUGUGUUUUAUAGCUGUGUAUGAAAGA